AUAACGAUAGACAAAUUUGUUGUCGCGUUGUCACAAAAAAAAAGGAAGAAAACUCCUGCAAAAAGAGUUUUUCUGGGCAUUUCACGCGCUUCUCUUGGAUAUCAAGGGCAGGAAAAGGCUAUAGCAAGCAGAUAAAAUAUGGGCAAGAAGGAGGAAAAGUCACAGCAGGGCGAGGAGCUGGUAAAGGUCAACAAGUGGGAUGGAUCCGCGGUAAAGCACGCCCUCGAUGAUGCGGUAAAAACCUGCCUCCUUGGCGAUCGUCCCCAGCUGAAGGAGCAAUUCGGCCUGGUCAACACCCGUUUGGCCCUCUGCGCCCUGGCCGUGUCCGUGGCCAUAAUGGCUCAUGCGUGGGACUUCACCCACCCCUUCCCGGAAUCCCGUCCAGUGCUCCUGUUCAGCGUUCUCGCCUACUUUGCCCUCCUGGGCAUUUUGACCCUGCACUCCAGUUUCCGCGAGAAGGGCACCUUUGCGGUGGCCCUGCAGAAGGACAAGGAGCGGGAGCGCCUGUGGGAGGCCAGCUCUGAUAUGCGCAAGUACGACGACAAGUACCUGCUGACCCUCAGUGUUCGCGACUCGAAAAAUGGCAAGAGACGCGAGCAGAGCAGCAACAAGUCCUGCGCCGCCUUCAUCGAUCAGAAUGGCAUUGUCCUGGACAACCUGGUGGCCAACGAGGUCAACCGCCUGUUCAACGCCUUGGCCGCCGACAAAAAGAGCGCAGGCCCCCUUGUUUCUAAUUAAACCAAAUUCCCCACUUAUGUCUCAUUAAACUGUAGCUUUUGUGGUAAGCCGACUGUUUGUCUUUUGUAAUAAGCGGAACAACUAUUAUAUGAAAUAAAUUCUUUGAUUUACAGCUUAA
Molecule: messenger RNA, 856 nt
Organism: Drosophila yakuba
Lineage: Eukaryota; Metazoa; Arthropoda; Insecta; Diptera; Drosophilidae
Gene: Spase25
Product: signal peptidase complex subunit 2
Exons: 2
Coding region: 139-738 (199 amino acids)
Biological process (GO): protein targeting to ER
Cellular component (GO): membrane; signal peptidase complex
Source: RefSeq, a predicted model, not a curated record